Molecule: messenger RNA, 1159 nt
Organism: Anthonomus grandis grandis
Lineage: Eukaryota; Metazoa; Arthropoda; Insecta; Coleoptera; Curculionidae
Product: 3'(2'),5'-bisphosphate nucleotidase 1
Exons: 7
Coding region: 125-1063 (312 amino acids)
Molecular function (GO): 3'(2'),5'-bisphosphate nucleotidase activity
Source: RefSeq, a predicted model, not a curated record
GUCACUUGUCAAUGUCAGCUGUUAUUUUCAACUUUAGAUUUAUUUACAAAUUGAAAAAAAUUACAACUUUUUAAUAUUGCAAAUUUAUCUGGCAUUGUGAAUUAGAGCUGCUUAUUUCUAAACAAUGGCCCAAAGUGCUCCCCUUGUGUUAAGACUGCUAGCUUGCUCUGCCUCAGCAGCUACAAGAGCAGGCUCCAUUAUUAAAGAUGUAAUGACCAAAGGAGAUUUGGGUAUUGUAGAAAAGGGUAGUGGUAAAAAUGACCUACAAACAGAAGCAGAUAGGUCUGCACAGAGGUGUAUUGUCGCCUCUUUACUGAGACUCUUCCCUGAUGUAACUGUUAUUGGAGAGGAAGGCUGCUGUAAUACAUCGGAUGAGGUCCCACCUGACUGGAUAGUAACUGACUUAGACAGUGGUGUCCUUUCAAGUCAGUGCCCCCCAGAAUUUGAAAAAGUCGACCCCAAAGAUAUUGUCAUAUGGGUGGAUCCACUAGACGGUACAUCUGAGUACACACAAGGGUUACUGGAUCAUGUGACGGUUCUUGUGGGGCUCGCGGUGAAGGGUAAGGCAGUGGGUGGUGUCAUACAUCAACCCUAUCACGAAUAUAAGGUUAAAAAGGAGUGCAGUGGUAGAACCCUUUGGGGUCUUGUGGGUCUGGGAGUUGGAGGCUUUACACCCACGAGUCCCCCUAAAGAUAAGUUUAUUGUAACAACCACGAGGCAACAUGCAGAUGAUGUUGUUAAUAAGACUCUUGAGGUUUUACAUGCUGACGAAGUGCUUAGGGUUGGAGGAGCUGGACAUAAGGUUUUGAUGCUGUUGGAGGGUAAGGCGCAUGCCUACGUUUUCGCUAGUAAGGGAUGCAAAAAAUGGGACACUUGUGCUCCCGAGGGCUUACUCAGGUCAUUAGGGGGUGUACUUACGGAUAUACAUGGACGGGAGUACAAUUAUUCUAAGGACGUGUGCUUUCCAAACGCCCAAGGGAUAUUUGCUACCUCUAGAUAUGUAAAUCACCAGGAAUUGAUUAAUAAAAUUCCACAAGAAUUGAAAGAUAGAUUUCCUUACUGACCAAUACUCUUAGGUCUUAAACAAUUUAUAAAAAGAUUUUUUUUUUAAAUUAAAGAAUAAUUAACUUUUAGUAGGAAAUAAAUUUAUUAUUUGGAA